AUGGCUGCUCUUUAUCUGCCCCCGUCCUUUGCGGGGAAUGCUUCCUCCGACUCCGGCUCGUCGAACCCGCGCUUUACCCCCGUCUCCAAUAGCUCAGAGGAGGACUAUCCAGCUUCGAAGCUGCCGAAACUACCUGUUGGGACACUGCGACUACAGACCAAUUUUGAGAAUGGCGAGGACGCGGGCGGGCCUGCGUCGGAUGUCGAGGAGAGAACAGAUGAUUCCGCGGACGAGCUGGAAGGCAAAAAUCCGAGGGGGAUGCCAAAAUUUACAGUGGAGGAGGAAAGGGAGGUCGUGAAGGUCUUUGACAGGAAGCUAGUGCCGUUCUUGGCACUUCUCUACUUGCUUGCAUUCCUGGACCGUUCGAAUAUCGGGAAUGCUAGGAUCGCCGGGCUGCAGGAUGACCUCCGGCUGUCAUCUGCACAAUAUGAAUGGCUGCUCACCGCGUUCUACAUCACAUACAUCCUAUUCGAAUGGAUGACACUGAUGUACCGCCUUGUGCCUCCACACAUCUACAUUUCUCUGUGCGUGUUUGGAUGGGGACUAAUCGCCUCUUUUCAAUCCUUGGCAACUUCCUUUGGGGGUCUAGUCGUCCUGCGUGCACUGCUGGGUAUCACCGAAGCUGCCUUUGGCCCUGGAGUUCCGUUCUACCUAUCGCUAUUUUACCGGCGCGAUGAGCUCGCUUUCAGAAAUGGACUGUUCAUCUCUGCUGCGCCCCUGGCAACGUCGUUCGCCAGCAGCCUAGCCUGGUUGAUCGUCAAAUACAGCAGUGAUGGCCCCAUCUCUCCAUGGCGCGCUCUAUUCCUGGUCGAAGGGUUUCCUAGUGUCGUUGUUGCUGUGUUUGCCUGGAUUCUUAUCCCAGACUCUCCUGGCCGUGCUCGAUUCCUCACUCGCCGGCAGAGAGUGGUCGCCCGGCUCCGGCUUGGGGAUAACCAGCCGGAUUACCGGCAUUCAUCUGCGAAGCAGUUUAAUUGGAGGGAGAUUCUAAAGACGGCCGCCGAUCCCAAAGCAUACAUCGCAGCUUUCAUGUUUUUCAGCUGCAAUGUUGCCUUCAGCUCACUGCCUGUGUUUCUCCCCACAAUCAUCAAAGAUAUGGGCUACUCCUCACUCAGCGCCCAGGCCCUCUCCGCACCGCCAUACCUCGUCGCCUUCGUCGUGGUCCUCGUCACGGCAUGGGCCUCAGACCGCACCCGCACCCGCAGCCCCUACCUCAUCGGCCACGCGCUAGUCUCUUCAGCCGCAUACCUCGCCAUCGCCGCGACAGGCUACUUCCACACGCACCUAUCCCCCCAGCUACACACCUUCAUCCGGUACAUCUGCGUCUACCCCGCAACAGCCGGGUUCUUCUCCGCGAUCACGCUCAUAAUCACCUGGUCGAUGGACAACCGCGUCGAAAAGGAGGGCAAGGGCGCCAGCAUUGCCAUCCUGAACUUCAUCGGACAGUGUGGCCCUCUCCUAGGCACGAGAUUGUAUCCCGAGUCCGACCGGCCGUGGUAUAUCCGCGGCAUGGCGACGUGCUCGUUUUUCAUGGUGCUUGUCGCGAUCCUGGCAUUCGGCCUGCGGGUUCUCUUGCAGCGGGCAAAUCGUAGGGCCGGUGAGACCGUGUAUCAGCCUGUUGACCGGGCUGGGCCUGUGCGAUCUGGGGAGGAGCGAGAUGAGCUUAUGGGAGGCGGGCGGAGAGACGAUUUAGAGCAUGAUACGGGCGAUCAGCGGUUUGUCUACCUCAUUUGA
Messenger RNA from Penicillium canariense, 1731 nucleotides. RefSeq lists its product as uncharacterized. Gene Ontology annotation, cellular component: membrane. The transcript has 4 exons. Gene Ontology annotation, molecular function: transmembrane transporter activity. The coding region runs from base 1 to 1731 and encodes 576 amino acids. Gene Ontology annotation, biological process: transmembrane transport. Lineage: Eukaryota; Fungi; Ascomycota; Eurotiomycetes; Eurotiales; Aspergillaceae. The record is from RefSeq and is a predicted model, not a curated record.